Molecule: messenger RNA, 121 nt
Organism: Anisakis simplex (herring worm)
Lineage: Eukaryota; Metazoa; Nematoda; Chromadorea; Rhabditida; Anisakidae
Source: the annotation of a GenBank genome assembly
AUAGCUGAUUUCGGUGUAUCGUGUGAAUUUGAAGGUAUUGAUGCGUUCCUUACGGGUACUGCUGGAACACCAGCGUUUAUGGCACCGGAAGCACUUGCAGGUUCGUUUGUUACAUCCUACU